Messenger RNA from Oncorhynchus masou masou (cherry salmon), 5627 nucleotides. Its product is annotated as leucine-rich repeat and fibronectin type-III domain-containing protein 4-like. Lineage: Eukaryota; Metazoa; Chordata; Actinopteri; Salmoniformes; Salmonidae. Gene Ontology annotation, molecular function: protein binding. The record is from RefSeq and is a predicted model, not a curated record.
CGCUCACACACACGCUUGCUGCAGCAGAAGCCACAAAUCCGACUGGUACAGCACCGGAUGGCAGAGGAAAUGAACGUCAAAACAAGCGAUUGAGUUGUGAAUAAGCACGGCAAACAGAGGUGAAACAUGCGACCGUAAUUGGUUGUUGGCGUCUACGGUUAAUAACCUACUUUAAACAGCACUGUUCCUUUCACUGGGCUUGUCUGGACGACUAAAACAAAACAAAAAAGGCAGCAUGACGGAAGGAACAAGGGAGUGAAAAGGAAUUGUUACCAUUCCCACUCAGUGGGAAACUGGGAGGAGAAAGGGGGUUGGAGGUCAGGUGGUUAAAGCUGCUCUCCAACAGAGAUAAAAACAGACUUGGGGAUGUUCUAGAGCCGCACUGAUUCUGUGAAGGACAGAUGCGCAGCGAGAGGAAAGAGGGGUCUGAAUACCAACGACUGCAGAGUAAAGAGAAGAGACUGGAUACUGUCCUGGGAGAAGACUGAUGGCUGCAAUUAGUGAAUAGAUGGAGGAUAAACGCUACGAAGCACACUGAAAUGUUUCACACAUUUCAAAUAUUUUGUUAUCUAGGAAACAUAAGCUCUGGGCUCAUGCUUGAAAAACUACAUCUGAUUAUUUCGAUUCAUGCUCCAGUUACCAGAACGAAUCAAUGGACUUGGCAUCCUGAACAGCAUAAGCAGCAAACUUCUGUCAAUGGAUAACCAGCUCAACAAUGCCUAAAUCCAAAUCACAAAUAUCACACCCAUACUCAGCUCCACCCCACUCAAAAUCCUCUCGGAGGCCCUCUCCAAAGCAACACUUUCUACAAGGGGUCCACCCGGAAAUAAACCAGUUAUCUCCCAUUGAACUCAAGCCAAAAGUCACCAGCCCUUCCCUGAGACCCCCCUUCUCUAUGACCCCACAGACUGUAGUCUGGCUGGCCGUGGUGACCUGCUCCUGUGUGUUCUCUGCUCUGCUGGGCCCGGGCGUGUCCGCUGGAGAGACCUGGGGCAUGGUCUCCAUCUGUCCCUUCCACUGUGUGUGCCGAAACCUCUCAGAGUCUCUGAGCACGCUCUGUGUCAACAAGGGCCUGCUGUUCGUCCCUCCUGACAUUGACCGGCGCACAGUGGAGCUCCGUCUGGCUGACAACUUCAUCCUGGAGGUGGGCAGAGUGGACUUUGCCAACAUGUCAGGCCUGGUAGAGCUAACUCUGUCCAGGAACACCAUCCAUGCCCUGAAACCUCUGGCCUUCGCUGACCUUCAGAGUCUGCGUUCACUUCACCUGGACACCAACCGGCUGACCGUGGUGGGGCCAAAAGACCUGUCCGGCCUAACUAACUUGCAGCACCUCAUCAUCAACAACAACCAGCUGACCAACGUCUCCACCGAGGCAUUUGAUGACUUCCUGCAGACACUGGAGGAUCUGGACCUGUCCUACAACAACCUGAGGAAGGUCCCCUGGGAGGCCAUCCAGAACAUGGCCAGCCUGCACACCCUCAACCUGGACCACAACCUCCUGGACCACAUCGCCGAGGGCUCCUUCGGAGAACUGUACAAGCUGGCUCGUCUCGACAUGACGUCCAACCGGCUGCAGACUCUGCCCCCUGACCCCCUGUUCUCCCGCUCCCAGACAGGCGUGGUCAGCCCCACCCCCUACAACACUGUCAUCAGCCUGAGCUUCGGGGGGAACCCCCUGCACUGUAACUGUGAGCUGCUGUGGCUGAGGCGGCUGAUCCGCGGGGACGACAUGGAGACGUGCGCCACCCCGUACCUGGCUGGGCGCUACUUCUGGUCCAUUCCAGAAGAGGAGUUCACCUGUGAGCCUCCGCUCAUCACGCGCCACUCCAACAAGCUGUGGGUGCUGGAGGGCCAGAGGGCCACGCUGAGGUGCCGUGCCAUUGGAGACCCAGAGCCAAUCAUCCACUGGAUCUCCCCUGACGACCGCAUUGUAGCCAACUCCAGCCGUGUGCACUCCUACUACAACGGCACCCUGGACGUGCUGGUGACCCGUGCCCGUGACGAUGGGGCAUACACCUGCAUUGCCAUCAAUGCUGCCGGGGAGGCUACGGCCCUGAUAGACCUGAAGAUCAUCCCCCUCCCUCACCGCGGCAACAACACUGUCCCCCUAACCAGCCCUCGAGGGGACCCUGGGUCAUCAGAUAUCUCCAGUGGGAGAAGAGGUGCAGGCCGGAAGGGUGGUGGAGGGGUGGUGACUGUCAAGAACGCCACAGAGGGGGAGAGUGGAGAUGGAGAUGCCAGUGAGCAUUUGGUGGGGGUCCUGGGAGCGACUGCCACCUCUGCCCAGGUGCGCUGGGUCCUGGGCCGGGCCACUGGGCCGUACCUGGUGUGGAUGUACCAGAUCCAGUACAACUGCACUGCAGACGACGCCCUGGUAUACAGGAUUCUGCCUCCUACAAGCAACGCGUUCCUGCUAAAGAACCUUGUGUCUGGAGCUGACUACAGCCUUUGUGUCCUGGCCAUCUUUGACGACGGGCUGUCCACCCUGGCCACCACCAAGGUCCUGGGUUGCACCCAGUUCAGCACCAAGGAGGACUUCCCAGAGUGCCGUUCCCUGCAGGCACACUUCCUGGGCGGCACACUGACAAUCAUGGUGGGCGGGGUCAUCGUGGUGAUGCUGCUGGUGUUCACCGUGGCGAUGAUGGUGAGGCACCGCGUCUGUGGAGACUGCAGAGACGAGGGUCACUACCCUGCCCAUCACAACUUCCUGCCCUCCAAGGGAGAAGUGGACGUUUACGCUCAGACCAAUGGGAAUGGGAGAGUGAUGAUGGUGGCUCUGCCCAAAGGCAUUCUUGGCCAAAAGGCUAAGCCCCUGCCAUCGAAAACCAAACCCCAAGCCAAGAACAAGCCCAGGACAACGCUUGACUCUGAUCAGCUCAGUGGAGAGAGAAAGGCUGAGGAGCAGGGCCUGGAGGUAGGCGUGAGGGGGAAAAGAUUCCCCCCUUUCACCCCUGAGAGUGAGAGAGUGACACUGUACUACACCCCUGCCAACACCUCUCAGACCUUACCCCAUCCCAGAGCUCACAAGGCCCUGAGACACUCAGGCAAGCUCAAGCUGCGCCGCUCUGAGGAGAGGGAGAGAGACUUGGACAAAAUGGUGGGCUCCAGAUGCAGCCUGGACUCUGGGGCCCAGGGGGAGGAGGAGGGGCGGUUGGAUGACUGGAGGAGGGGCGAUCGUCCGCCACUCGGGAGGACACGCAGCUGCUCUUUUGAUGUGGGAGAGAUCACCACAACAACCUGCUACAGCUAUGCCAAGCGACUGAGUGUGAUAUGGACCAGGAGGAGCCAGUCAGUGCACGGCAUGCUGGUCCAGUGCGCCUCAACGGCCAGUUCAGCGAGCAGCAUGGGCAGCGACCAACAGCCCCCUGCUCUCACACAUGGCUACCUGCACGCCUUCAACACCUCCAACUCUAACUCUAACACCAGAGUGGCUGCCAAAGCUGGAGACCUAGAAGAGAGUGUUGUGUAGGGUGGAGAGGAGGAGGAGAGGGGGACAUAAUGGAAACAGACUGAAACUGACAAAAUGGUGGAUGUAAAAGAAAUAAGCCAUUUGGCUUUAUAGCUAGAAUCCUUAAUUGAAACAAAGCGUUCUCUGCCCGUUUCAGCCAAAAAGCUAAAGGAAUGGGUCUGGAUAAAUGUAACCACUCAAAUUCAUAAAGGUAUGGAUGCAAGGACUAACAAUCCAUGAUAUCAAAUGUAUAGUUUUAACCAUGUUUUAAGGCUAUACAGGGUUUGCUUACAUUUAUUUACAAAUAUUGGAGUAAGACAUGCUUAUAUUUUGGGUUUCGAUGGGGUACGACAGUUGAACUAAGCUCAUGAGGAAUUUAGGUUACAGUGCAUUUGUAAAGUAUUCAGACCCCCUGACUCAUUCCACAUUUUGUUAUAGCCUUACUCAAAAUGAUUAAAAAGUAUUUUUCCCUCCUCAAUAUAUAAAACAAUACCCCAUAAUGACAACGCAAAAACAGGUUUAGAAAUUUGUGCAAGUUCAUUCAAAAUAAAAAACUUAAAUCACAUUUACAUAAGUAUUCAGACCCUUUACUCAGUACUUUGUUGAAGGACCUUUAGCAGCGAUUACAGCCUCAAGUCUUCUUGGGUAUGAUGCUACAAGCUUGGCAAACCUGUAUUUGGGGAGUGUUUCCCAUUCUUCUCUGCAGAUCCUCUCAAGAUCGGUCAGUUUGGAUGGGGAGCAUCGCUGCACAGCUAUUUUCAGGUCUCUCCAGAGAAGUUCGAUCGGGUUCAAGUCCAGCCUCUGGCUGGGCCACUCAAGGACAUUAAGAGACUUGUCCCGAAGCCACUCCUGCGUUGUCUUGGCUGUGUGCUUAGGGUCGUUGUCCUGUUGGAAGGUGAACCUUUGUCCAAGUCUGACGUCCUGAGCAGGUUCUCACAAGCAUUUUGCUACACCUGCAAUAACAUUUGCUAAACACGUGACAAAUAUAAUUAUUUGUACCUUGGUCCAUUCAUCUUUUCCUCAAACCUGACUAGUCUCCCGGUCCCUGCCACUGAAAAACAGCCCCACAGCAUGAUGCUGCCACCACCAUAGGGAUGGUGCCAGGUUUCCUCCAGAUGUGACGCUUGGCAUUCAGGUCAAAGUGUCCAAUCUUGGUUUCAUCAGACCAGAGAAUCUUGGUUCUCAUGGUCAGAGUCUUUAGGUGGCUUGUGGCUAACUCCAAGUGGGCUGUCAUGUUCCUUUUACUCAGGAGUGGAUUCAGUUUGGCCACUACCAUAAAGGCCUGAUGGGUGGAGUACUGCAGAGAGGGUUGUCUCCACAGAGGAACUGGAGCUCUGUCACCGGGUUCUUGGUCACCUCCCUGACCAAGGACCUUGCUCAAGGAAGAGUCUUGGCUGUUCUACAUUUCUUCCAUUUAAGAAUGGAGACCAGUGUGUUCUUGGGGACCUUUAAUGCAGCAUACAUUUUUUGUACCCUUCCCCAGAUCUGUCCCUCGACACAAUCCUUUCUCAGAGCUUGACAGACAAUUCCCUUGACCUCAUGGUUAGGUUUUUGCUCUGACAUGCACCGUCAACUGUGGGACCUUAUAUAGACAGGUGUGUGCCUUUCCAAAUCAUGUCAAUCAAUUGAAUUAACACAGGUGGACUCCAAUCAAGUUGUAGAAACAUCAAGGAUGAUGAAUGGAAACCGGAUGCACCUGAGCUCAAUUUCGAGUCUCAUAGCAAAGGGUCUGAAUAUUUCUGUAAAAAAGCUACCUGUUAAUUAAUUCUAAUAAAUGUGCAAAAAUGUCUAAAAAAAUGUUUUUCCCCCUUUGUCAUUAUGAGGUAUUGUGUGUAGAUUGAUGAGGGGGGGGAAAUGUAAUCAAUUUCAGAAUGAUUCUUGAAGAAUAUACAGUGGAAUGGGUGUUUAUCAUUUAUUUGUAUUCUAAAUUUCUUAAAAAACAAGGACAUACAUUUGAAAGCACAAAGUGCAUUGCACAAGGAACCUAGCACAUGGUGAAGAAGAUAAGCCACGUACGGUGUGGGCAGAUGGGAGUGAUGACAAGUAUAAAGAAUGAAAGUACAACGAAGUCUGCUUUAAUGCUGUAAGAGACUGACUACAACCUGAGGCUUCUGUUUCAACAAGAUACAUUAAACAACUCAUGAAUUACAGUAAAUAAAUCAACCGCUACUCAACAGCA